Molecule: messenger RNA, 1012 nt
Organism: Rhopalosiphum maidis (corn leaf aphid)
Lineage: Eukaryota; Metazoa; Arthropoda; Insecta; Hemiptera; Aphididae
Exons: 4
Coding region: 78-896 (272 amino acids)
Biological process (GO): transcription elongation by RNA polymerase II
Cellular component (GO): nucleus
Molecular function (GO): transcription elongation factor activity
Source: RefSeq, a predicted model, not a curated record
CAAACGACCGCUUCAAAGAUACAUUACUCAUUAUUUAAAUUUUUUUUUAUCCGUUUUUAUUCGAUUCACUUGGCACAAUGUUCGCGUCUAAAAUUCAAACUCAAAAUGAGAACAAAGUGAACUUUAAAAAGAAAACUUACGCGGAACUACAGGAACUGUAUGAACGACAACGCAAGAUCCUCAGUAACAAACGAUUCAUUGAAGGAUUACCUGACAAAGGUGAGAAACUGAAACAAUUUAUUGCUCAGCUGGACGUUGAACUGAACAUUCGUGACGUUCACAAAAAGCUGUGCACAGACAUGUUGGCGUUGAAUAUUGGCAAAGACCAAUUGGAUACCCUCGAAUGGACUGGUAAACACGCCACGGCGAUACAUAAGAAUAAUCAGUCAGAUGUCGUUGACGAUGAUGAAGAUGUGUUGAAAAUGUUUGCUUCACAUUCGGGAGUUUACCAAGAUAAAAUAAUCAUUAAAGAGAAACCAGAAAAACCAUUGAUUAAACCAUCGGAUUUAAUUGAGGAAGAUCCUAUUGAAAAUAAACAGCAAAAUUACGAUUCUAUAGAAUUUUCAGAAAAUAUGGAGCGUUAUGCUAAAAAUUUGUGUGGUCGUAUUGAUAAUCAUUCGUCUACAAAUAAAAAACAUUUUUUAUUAAAUAAACCGGCUGUACCAAACAAACAUAGUACAGUUAAAAUAGCAGAUGUAAGCCUCAAGGAAUCUGUCAAGUUACAGGUCACUUACGAUAGUAAAUUGAAGGAACUAAAAGCUGAGAAUUUGAAACAAAAAUCAUUUCCAAAGUUCGACAUGAGUAGUUAUCGAAACACAAGUUUAUUCAACUUUGAUAACAUUGAAGAUGAUAGUGAUGACGAUAAUGACAUAUUCGAUAAUGACAGUGAUGCAUAAUUUAAAAUUUUGUGUUGUAGUUGCUGUUAUAUUUAAAUUAUGUUCUUUGUAAAUAAACAACAUGUAAAAAUGUGUAAAAAUUAAAGUUAGGUUAAAUAUUUGAUUUUAAUUUUAUU